UUCGGAAAAUGGCGGCCUCCUCGAAAGACCUAAAUUUUGCCUGGAACGUUAUUUCAUCAACACUAUCACCUGUCAAAGAUUCCAUAUCUAGUGACUAUAGUGACCGAGAUGUUGAGACAUCAGUUGAUGUUCUUCGACAUGCGGGCAUAUCUCACAUAAUUGCUGAGUGGUUCUUGGAGACCAUCAAAAAACACUUGCGUCAAACGAUUGCACCAACAUUUUGGAGCAACUUUGAACAUGACCCUAGUGCUUCACAAAACUGCUACCAGUUGGCAGUUGCUAUAAAUGCACUCCACCAAAGUCUCAUGGAUUAUGAGUCAUACAUACAAAAAAUUAUGCUGAUUCAGCAAUAUUUAUCGAGCCAUGGGAUUAAAAUGUGUAGCAAUGUCAAAGAGAGAUGCCAUGUGUUAUACAGAGCUAUAAUCUUCAAUUCAUGUCCUAUAUACUUUCAAGAUAUAGUGAAUAAAUUCUACACUCAGGCGUUCAAGGUGUUCCAUAGGAUAAACCAAGAGGAAGACACAGCAGAUGUUGAUGAGGGUGUACAAUGUGCAGGUUGUGAAGAUGAUAAGGAAACAUGUCAGUGUAGCAAGAUCAUGGAGACUUUCCAUACAGUGAAUAGACAGUUAAAUGAGCUUGGUCUUUUACAAAGAAUCUCUGGGGAAGCUGUGACGAGGAUCAUUCAUAAACGUAUAGAAGAACACAUUGAUGAGACUUGUAAGGGAAACUUUGAGAGCACCUUCCUUGAAACAUUAGAAAAGUGGUUGGAAACAAAGGUAUUAGGAUGGCUGUUAUUGGUCUACAACCAAGAUGAUGACAAGCCUAGCAACCAGCCUAGCAGCAAGAACCAAGAAAAUGCCAAACUCACAACAAAGGAAUGCAUAGAAGCCUACAAAGGACGCCUGAUGCAUUUUCUUUAUGAAACUUAUGCCAAUGUUCAAAUCUCUCAGCUGUUUAAUAUCAUCAUUGAAUACCCAGAUUCUGAACCUGCUUUGAUUGACCUGAAGGCUUGUCUCGAAAAGACGGACCUCCGAGGACAUUUGGUUGAAUCGCUACGAACUGCACUUGAAACUCGACUGCUUCAUCCAGGUGUGAACACAGAUGAUAUUUUGGUGGCAUAUAUAUCAGCUAUAAGAGCCUUGAGGGUACUGGACCCUACUGGAGUCAUCUUAGAGCUGGUCUGUGAACCAGUGAGGAAGUAUCUGAGGUCACGUGAGGAUACAGUACGGUGUAUAGUCUUUAGUCUGACCAAUGAUGGAUGCAAUGAAUUAUCUGAGGAACUGGUCAAAGGUCAUCCCCUCGUUCUGGAUGAGAGUUACCAUAGUGAUGAUGAAUCUGAUGACUGGGAAAACUGGUCACCUGACCCAGUAGAUGCUGACCCUGCUAAAACCUCCAAGAGUCGUCGAACAUCUGAUAUCAUCAGUAUGCUAGUCAACAUCUAUGGUAGUAAAGAACUGUUUGUGAAUGAAUACCGUACACUGUUGGCUGAUAGAAUACUCACUCAGUACAACUACGACACUGAGAAAGAGAUCAGAUACCUGGAACUCUUGAAGCUGAGGUUUGGGGAGACUCAGCUGCAUUAUUGUGAGGUGAUGUUGAAAGAUGUAGCAGAUUCUAAACGGAUCAACACUCACAUCAUGGAGAAGCGAGGACAGCAGCCUAAAGCACAGGAAGACAAAGAAGAUGAGAUUCCAGUGAACUCUAUGGUUCUAUCUGCUCAAUUCUGGCCAUCAUUCCGAGAGGAGAAAGUUGAACUUCCUGAGAUUAUGCAGAAGUCACUUGAGACUUACACCAAGUCUUAUGAGGCUCUGAAAGGCAACAGAACUUUAGACUGGAAACCACAUCUAGGACUCAUGAAUAUUGAGAUUGAGCUGAAAGACCGUAAACUGAACAUGAAUGUGUCACCUGUUCAUGCAACUAUUCUCAUGCACUUCCAGGAAAAAUCCAGAUGGAGUGUUGAAGAAUUGAGUGGGGUCAUGCACAUGGCCAGCUCAACAUUGAGACGUAAGAUCACUUUCUGGCAGAGUCAGGGUCUAUUGAAGGAGGAAACAACUGAUACAUUUGUACUGGUAGAGGAGCACAAGGGCAAAACACAUGAGGUUGUUAUAGAGGAUGAGGAAGUAGAAAGUGCAAUGGCAUCCAGUGAAGCACAGAGAGAGGAGGAACUACAGGUGUAUUGGUCAUAUAUAGUAGGAAUGCUGACCAACUUGGAGACAUUACCAAUAGAUCGAAUCCACAGCAUGUUGAAGAUGUUUGCCAUGCAAGGUCCUACAACAGCAGAGUGUACAAUACAAGAAUUGAAGGCUUUCUUAGACAGAAAGGUGAAAGAACAGAAACUGUUAUUCACUGGUGGUGUAUACAGACUCCCUAAGCCUGGAUCAUAGCAUACAUAAACAUUUUAGUAUAAAUAUGUACAUGUAUGAUACUAUUCAAUAUAAUGGGACAUUGAUUAUGCCAAAUAAAAGGGUACUUUAUAUUUACAUACAUUUCCCUUCAAAUAUUUGGCAACCCUUACUUCACCAUUAUUUAGAUACAUGACUUAUAAAACCUGUUUUUGUUUGAAUUUUUAUAUGCAUUACGUUUAAUGGAAAAAAUACCUUCUAUCCUAAACAGGCUACUACAUGAAGUCUUAUGGGGUGGUUAAGAUUGCCAAACUUUUAUACAGGAGUGUAGCUUACGGAAGUGAAAGGGACAGCCAAACAUUUGCAAAUCAAUAUCUUGCAUUUAUUCUGUAAAUUCGAAAUGCCCAGCGCAUAUGGGUGAAUAAAAAAGGCACAAGGCGAACAAUAUGGCACCCUUAAAAAGAAUAUCAGUAUGACUAUAUGUAAAACUUAUGAUUAUGGUUAGUUUGUAAUCUUUGGAGAUUGUUGAGACAUAAUCAAAAAUGGAUACCUUAA
This is a messenger RNA of Owenia fusiformis, 2894 nucleotides long. The record is from the annotation of a GenBank genome assembly. Lineage: Eukaryota; Metazoa; Annelida; Polychaeta; Sabellida; Oweniidae.